UCCAUUUCUACAAUGAUUUCUUCCUCUUUCCAUCAAUCUCCACUGCCGACGCCGGAAAAUACGUUUACCUCCGGCGACAACUCUAUGCUAUCACCGUCGUGUGUCAGAUUCCGGCAAUCUGGUUCAUUCUCCGUUGCUGCGACCAGCUACACUUCUGUGGCCACCUGCGUCCCAAUUUCUGCUUCUCCUACUUCGUUUUACAAAAUUCUCGGAAUUCCGAUCGGCGCAACGAUCGAGGAGAUCAAUGCUGCGUACCGGAGAUUAGUUAGAGUUUACCAUCCUGAUGUGGCUGCAAUUGAUCAGAAGGACUCCUAUACGGAUGAGUUCAUGAAAAUUCGUGCUGCUUACUGUACUCUCUCAGAUCCCAAUAAACGCGCCCAAUAUGACCGAUCACUUUACCCAAGGCGCUGGACCGGUAAUUUGUAUUCUGCUGCCUAUAUUCGCCGGAACUGGGAGACAGAUCAGUGCUGGUAGAAAUUCCGGUUCGUUUCUCUUUGUUGUAAAUCU
Solanum stenotomum is the source of this 507-nucleotide messenger RNA. RefSeq names its product chaperone protein dnaJ 11, chloroplastic-like. The record is from RefSeq and is a predicted model, not a curated record. The transcript has a single exon. NCBI's taxonomy places the organism in Eukaryota, Viridiplantae, Streptophyta, Magnoliopsida, Solanales, Solanaceae. The coding region runs from base 13 to 474 and encodes 153 amino acids.